AAUACAUUUCAUUGGAGUCCGUUUUAUUUUGAGUCCGUUGUUCCUCGUCUCCACCGGACACCGCCUCCCUCUCCUCCCCCGCCGUGUCUUCCUCUUCCACUGCCUUUAUCGUCUUUCUCUUUGACCUUCGCUGUCCUUCUCUAUUCAGCUUCGUCGUCGUCUUCCUAGACCAGCUGCAUUUCCAUGGAGUGCGCCAUGUUUGUGACGGCCCCUCAAUUUUCGCCGCGCUUUCGACUAAAUUCAUCAAAAUUCAGACCUUUUACCAUCAAUUGCUCCUCCGUUCCUCUGUCUGUCUCCGGAAAUUCACCAGUUGGAUCGUUGGAAAGGCCGUGGAAAGUGGCGGAUGCGAGGCUUGUGCUGGAGGACGGUUCUAUUUGGCGGGCAAAAUCUUUUGGUGCCUCUGGAACUCAAGUUGGUGAAGUGGUUUUUAAUACAUCAUUGACAGGGUACCAAGAGAUCCUUACGGAUCCUAGUUAUGCCGGGCAGUUUGUGCUUAUGACCAAUCCACAUAUUGGUAACACUGGCGUCAAUUUUGAUGAUGAAGAAUCGAGGCAAUGCUUUCUAGCAGGAUUGGUUAUAAGAAGUUUAAGUAUUAGUACAUCAAAUUGGAGAUGCAAAGAAGAGCUUGGAGAUUAUUUGGCAUCAAGGAACAUUAUGGGAAUAUAUGAUGUCGAUACUCGUGCUAUUACCCGUAGAUUGAGGGAAGAUGGCAGCCUCAUUGGAGUCUUGAGCACAGAAGAAUCCAAAUCAGAUGAAGAACUUCUUAAAAUGUCUCAAACUUGGGACAUUGUAGGUGUAGAUUUGAUAAGUGGUGUCUCAUGCAAGGAGCCUUACGCAUGGGUUGAUAGAACAAAUUCGGAGUGGGAUUUCAACUCCAAUGGGAGAGAUGGAGAGACCUUCCAAGUUGUCGCAUACGACUUUGGUAUCAAGCAAAAUAUACUCCGCCGCCUGGCAUCCUAUGGCUGUAAAAUCGUAGUGGUUCCCUCAACAUGGCCUGCAUCUGAAGUUCUAAAGAUGAAACCGGAUGGUGUAUUGUUUAGCAAUGGGCCAGGAGAUCCCUCAGCAGUUCCAUAUGCUGUUGAAACGGUCAAGGAAAUAAUUGGAAAAAUUCCUGUUUUUGGUAUCUGCAUGGGCCACCAAUUACUCGGUCAAGCACUGGGAGGUAAAACAUUUAAGAUGAAAUUUGGUCAUCAUGGAGGAAACCAUCCUGUUCGGAAUAUUCGAAAUGGGCGAGUUGAGAUUAGUGCUCAGAAUCAUAAUUAUGCUGUCGAUCCUAAAUCACUUCCUGAUGGUGUGGAGGUAACUCAUAUUAACCUCAAUGAUGGAAGCUGCGCUGGGCUUUCUUUCCCUGAACAGAAGCUUAUGUCUCUUCAAUACCAUCCCGAAGCUUCUCCUGGACCCCAUGAUUCUGAUCUUGUAUUUGCUGACUUUGUACAACUAAUGAGGCAAGAAAAACAGAAAAAACAAUGAGGUCGAUUAUGAUUUACUGUCCACAAGCACCGGAGCUCUGAGGGUUGGAAUUGGUUGCUGUAAUGGCUCAUAAACAAGGCCGAUGACAUUCAAUCCUCAUAGUAUGUUCGGUAUUCCUUCCUCUUUCACAGGCUUGUUUUGUUGUGCCAUCAUAACAUUGAAAUGGUUUGUUUACUCGUCUAGUUUAAUUUGCCUACCUUAUCAGGAUCUGGACACCAUUUGCUUCAUUAUAAAAUAAGAUUUGUUCGAUUA
Andrographis paniculata is the source of this 1722-nucleotide messenger RNA. Its product is annotated as carbamoyl-phosphate synthase small chain, chloroplastic. Gene Ontology annotation, molecular function: carbamoyl-phosphate synthase (glutamine-hydrolyzing) activity. Gene Ontology annotation, biological process: L-arginine biosynthetic process; 'de novo' pyrimidine nucleobase biosynthetic process; L-glutamine metabolic process. Gene Ontology annotation, cellular component: cytoplasm; carbamoyl-phosphate synthase complex. NCBI's taxonomy places the organism in Eukaryota, Viridiplantae, Streptophyta, Magnoliopsida, Lamiales, Acanthaceae. Bases 184 to 1470 code for a protein of 428 amino acids. The transcript is spliced from 10 exons. The record is from RefSeq and is a predicted model, not a curated record.